Molecule: messenger RNA, 1790 nt
Organism: Leptidea sinapis
Lineage: Eukaryota; Metazoa; Arthropoda; Insecta; Lepidoptera; Pieridae
Exons: 5
Coding region: 390-914 (174 amino acids)
Source: RefSeq, a predicted model, not a curated record
GAUGUAAACAAACAGUUUUGUGAUUAAUUAUGUAUCAGUGGACUCGCUUUGAGUAUGAUAACAUGUUCGUGUAUUUUCUUUUCGUAAUGAUUUCUGUCCAGUGCUUUGUAAACACGUGUUUGCAAAGAUUGUAAAGAUGCUGAAACGGACGUUGCGUCUCAAUACAUAUUAGUUAAUAGUUUACUUAAGCUACGUAAAGUACAAAUCGUGUCGAACUUAUUUUGAAUAGUUUAGCCUGUAAAUAAGGUAGCGUCGCAAUAAAUUAGGAUGAGAUAAGUUUAUCUUGUGAGCGGUUUGUUUUGGGAAGAAUGCAGGACGCUUCCAUAAAGCGUCGAUAUCUUGGUUGUGUUGGUGAAGGGUUAGAAUAAGCAGGGGUAGGUUGGGUCGUGAUGUGUGAAGAUAAAGAGGAAGUUAGGAGUGAGGCGGCGUCGGUCACUCCGAAGAGGCUGUGCUUCCCUCGAAGACCCCCCGCGCCUCUGCCAGACACAAGAGGACUUUGUUGUGCUAAGCUUCUACGGAAAAAUGGAAAGGCGAAAAAGGUGCUAUUAUUUCCGGAGGAGGGAUGGGCGAGAAGUGCUUCGUCAUCGUAUUGGACCCUCCAGCCGUGUUGGUGGCGACGCUCGAGAUGCAAGGUCGUCGAAGUAGCUGGCACGAGGAGACACAGCACUCACGCCAGGAUGGUAGUGAGCGGAGUGAACGCGGUGUACAUCGUAGGAACCUUCAAACAUCUCGGGACUGACGCCGACUUUAAGCUGUACCUGACAACGAACGUGACCCAAGCAGACUUCAACAUGGGUUACACGAUGACUGGUACCCUGGAGAGAGGCAACAAGUCCACUAACACCUUCCAAAUGACGCAUUUCGCGGUGCUAAGGCGAUGCGAUCACGAAUCACAUCAUCUCAAGAACGCGUAAAGAUUUUAUGUGUUACGCUCAAUGAAUUACGUACAAACACGUAAAAAGUUGUGAAUUAACAUGUAAAUUACAUUUAGUUAUUCAAGUUAUAUUUUUUAACAUGUGCAAUACUAUAGUAGGUAAAUUACUAAAAAGACGCAAUUGUUUUUUUUUAAGUACAAGAAACAAGACUUUGUAACGAAAUCAAAAUCAAAUAUUCGGCAUCUCUGGCAUUUCAGUUUCGGCGGACUUUGAAACUUUUUCAGACAUGUUAAAAAUCCAUUGUUUAUUGAAAUUUGCCUAAAUUGGAAACAAUAGUUAAAGGAGCUAUGUAAAAUAAUAAUUAUUUAUUUAUUUUAAUAAAUAAACAUGAAUUAACGUAUACAAGUUAACUUUUUGGCACAAAAAAUUCUCUCUAAAUUCGCAAACGCAAAGUUUUGGUAUGGCCGAAAGUUCGGUAAAUUUUCUGCCGAAACCGAAACUAGUUGCCGAAGCCAGAUUUUUGCCGAAUCUUGGCAAAACCAAAAUCAAAAUGCCACAGAGUAGUUACAAACUCUUACAGAAGCUAAAAUUAAUAUCAAAAUCAAUAAAACAGGUCAUGGUUUUAAAUCUAAGGUUCCUAAAGUUUUUAUAUUCACAUUAUUCCUUCUAUCUUUUGAAGAAAAUUAUUUUUAAAUUAAACGACAAUUUUAUGUUUUCUUUAAUUAACAUGUUAAGUAACUUAGGUUAGUGUUUAGAAAUAACUUAAAUUGCCAAGCGAUAUUGUGAUGUAAUAAUAAGUGUCUCGAUGUCUAGUCAGUUAUUUCAAAGAAAACUAUAGUCAAAUGGCUUUCCUUAGUAUAGUUAACGUAGUUGCUUCCUCGUAAUAUAGAUGGCGGUCUUUUAAAAAAAUAUUUU